Messenger RNA from Cryptococcus wingfieldii CBS 7118, 3600 nucleotides. Its product is annotated as ABC transporter. Gene Ontology annotation, biological process: transmembrane transport. Gene Ontology annotation, molecular function: ATP binding; ABC-type transporter activity; ATP hydrolysis activity. The record is from RefSeq and is a predicted model, not a curated record. NCBI's taxonomy places the organism in Eukaryota, Fungi, Basidiomycota, Tremellomycetes, Tremellales, Cryptococcaceae. The transcript is spliced from 8 exons. Bases 1 to 3600 code for a protein of 1199 amino acids. Gene Ontology annotation, cellular component: membrane.
AUGCCUCCCCCCAUCCUCGCCCUCGUCCACUACAUACACCCCGCCCUCCUCUCCCUCCCCCUCCCCUUCCUCUUUGCACCCAAGUCUUCGCCCCCGCCAGCUCUCCCUGGUAUCACCCCCGUCACCGUCCAGGUCACCUCCCCCCGGCGGGGUCUUGUCCUCACCGCCCUCGCCCUUCUUGCAGUCACCAGCUUUCUCGACCUCAGCGUCCUCGUAGGAGAUAUCCUUUCCGCUCGGGCUCGAUAUGGUGAAGAGCUUCCGGCCCGGCUGGUAGGGACCGAGCUCUGGGCAGAGGUAGUGUACGGUGUUGGGGAACUGCUGGUAUGGGGCAUUGCUCUCGUAGCGACAGUAUGGAGAGAAAGGUUUGGAAAGGGUUUGCUCGUGCUCGGCGUGCUCGGUGUCGUGGGCGAGAUUGUCAAUCUCGUCUUUUUGGUCAAACGCGAGCUGCAUGCCAGUGGAAGUGAACAUUUGUUCUCCAUCCUUUCUCUGGUCCCUUCAUCUGCUCGACUGCUCCUGUUGCCCCUUCUGCUUUCAGCAGUGGCCACCCCUCGGGUCUCUUUCGAACCCGCCACCGAGCGCACUGGUCUACUCUCAGAAAGCUCCGAGGGCACCCAAUCGCACUCUAGAGAGACGACAGCGGCCAGCGACUAUGGCACAUUCGUGCCCGGGACAGGUGUCGCGACCCCCGCUCCCGGACCUGCCCAGACCGACGAACAGAUUGCCGAACAACAACGUCUUCAGCAGGAAGAACGCAACAAGCAGCGCAAGAUCAAAAUCAACAAGCAGCUUGGAUCCAAGCGUCAACCCAAAAAGAUGCUCUCGCUCAAGGAGGCGUGGCCAAAGUUCAAAAAGAUUCUGCCCAUGCUUUGGCCGUCGACCAGUCCCAAAUUGCAAUUCUAUGUUGGCUUGACUGGUCUCUUUAUCUUGAUUGAGCGAGGUUUGAACCCCUUACUGCCUAUCACUCUUGGUUGGGUCAUUGCCGCCCUUGGAAACUGGUCGUCUCCUGUCGACGUCUGGAAGGCUCUGGGUACCUACCUUUUCAUCCGAUUCAUCGACAGUUAUGGUGUCAUUAGUGCGCUUCAGCAGUACUUCUGGAUCCCUGUUGUGCAAUACACGGACCGUGAAAUGCAGUUGAUGUCCUUCAACCACCUCAUCGACCUGAGUUUGUCUUACCACACCAAGCGAAACACUGGCGAGGUCAUGCGCAUCGUUGACCGAGGAUCAGCUAUCAAUGAAGUCUUCCGGACCUGCCUUUUCUCCGUGAUUCCUACCAUCGCCGAUACCGUCAUCGGUCUUGCCGUCUUCCUGUGGCUCUUUGGCCCCUUGAUCACCUUCAGUAUCAUCGGCGUCAUGGUCCCUUACUGUGUCUUCUCAUUCGUCGCCACCAGAAUCACUCAGAAGACUCGACGAGAGUAUAUCGAUAAUGAUGUGCGACAGAGAGGUAUCGUGUCGGAUGUCUUGACCAACUGGGAGUCUGUCAAGUACUUUACCUCCGAAUCUCGAGAAGCCGCCCGAUUCGAGGAAGCCGUCGACGACCUCCUCAAGGUAGACUACAAAUGGCGUAUGGGCUAUCAAGUCAUCUACGCCACCCAAAGCUUGAUCCUCGUCGUUGCCUUUGCCGUCGGCGCCGUCCUCCUCGCUUUGCGAAUCAUGAACGGUAACGGCAGCUCUGCCUCCUUUGUCGUCUACGUCACCUACUUUUCUCAGUUCACGCGGCCUCUCAACCAGCUGAGCUCUUUGUACAAGGAGAUCAGCUCGGAUAUCACCGACGCCGAAAAGUUGCUGGCUUUGUUGGGGGAGCAGACGGAUAUCAAGGAUAAACCCGAUGCCAGAGAGUUGAUUCUUACCGACGGUGUCAUCGAGUUUGACAAUGUGACCUUUUCCUACGAUGGCAAGAAGGAUGCUGUCAAGAACAUCUCCUUCAAGCUCGAGAAGGGUCAGUCGCUUGCUCUUGUCGGUCAGACCGGUUCGGGCAAAUCGACCAUCCUUCGCCUGUUGUAUCGAUUCUACGACAUUCAAUCCGGCCACAUCUAUAUCGACGGGCAAGAUAUCUCUUCCGUAACUCAGGCGUCUCUUCGAAGGGCCAUCGGCAUCGUCCCCCAGGAUAGUGUCCUGUGGAAUGACUCUAUCGCUGCCAACAUUGCGUACGGAGACCCCAAUGCCACGGACGAAGAAGUGAUUGAAGCUGCCAAAGCUGGCCGGAUCCACGACAAGAUCAUGACCUUUGACGAGCAGUACGACACCUUGGUCGGCGAACGAGGUGUCAGGCUUUCUGGUGGUGAAAAGCAGAGGGUCAGCUUGUCGCGAAUGUUUUUGAAGAACCCUAGGAUCUUGGUUUUGGAUGAGGCUACUAGUGCUUUGGAUACUGAGACUGAGCGUGAAAUUCAAAAGUCGCUCGUCAAGCUCGCCGAGGGUCGAACCAGUCUUUCUAUUGCCCACCGUCUUUCUACCAUCAUCAACUCUGACAAAAUCGUCGUCAUGGGCGAUGGCGAGAUCCUUGAGAUUGGAACAUACAAAGAGUUGAUCGACAAGGACGGCACUUUUGCUACCAUGUGGCGACGACAGAUCUACACCGAGGCCGAGCUGCUCGAAGGCGACGCCAUUGACCAAUUCGCUCACGCUCUUCCUACUGCCGCCGACUUCCGUCACUACCGCGAAACUGGUGAAGCCGUCAAGUCUCCCACCGCUGAAAAGAAGCAAGAAGGCAGUCACGCCGGGAACGGCAAUGUCCCCCAGCUCGAGGCUGCUGUGCCCGCUGCCAAGGAAGAUGUCCCAGAGGUCGACGCCAAGAACGACGCUGAAGGCUUUGAGGUUGAACAGUCUGCUCCUGCCCCUGGCCCUAUUGCUGAGGACCCCAAGGCUCUCUCUUUUGCCGACACUGUCAAAGCCGACGCUGAACCCAAGACUGAAGAGGUCGAGGCCGAAGUGGAACAGGCGUCUAGGGAAUCUGCCUCGGAGGAAACUAAAGAAGAAGUUGCACCCAAGACAGAAGAGGUACCUGAGCCCGAAGUGAAGGCACCCGAGACCUUUGCCGACAAGGCCGCUGCUCCUGUGGCGCCUUCCGGUACCGUUCCCGAGCCUGCUACUCCCAAGGUCGUCCCCUUCCCUUCUGCUUCCUCUCCCCGACCCGUGUCUUUCCCCGGUCCCCCUUCUUCGUCCACACCCGCCAACCACCGAUUGUCCACUUUGUCUGCCUACUCGGCAUCCCCCAUUACCCCUGGUAACGAGCCUCCAUCUCCUACCAAGUCGGAUGCCGUCUCUGGUUUCAGUGACAAGUCUGGGACACCCGGGCCUGGUACCGAAGACAAGCGGAGGAAACGCUUGAGCUCCAUCAAAGGCUUUGUUCGACGGAUCAGUGACCAGGGAGGGUUGACGAGGAGCGCAAGUGGGUUGAAGAGCCCGAGGGUGAGCACGGAUGGUGGUCUUCCCGAGACUGCUGAGAAUGAGGCGGAUGAGAGGACGACGCUGUUGUCGCCUUUGACUGCUGAGGCGCGAACUCCUACCCCCGGGCCUGCGGCCAAGCCCCAGGCGCCGAUCAAGACUCAUGGCGGCGGAAGUUCCAGUAAGGAGAAGAAGAAGAACAAGAGGAGCAGGCAUUAG